Messenger RNA from Sphenostylis stenocarpa, 948 nucleotides. The record is from the annotation of a GenBank genome assembly. Lineage: Eukaryota; Viridiplantae; Streptophyta; Magnoliopsida; Fabales; Fabaceae.
AUGGCUACUCAUAUUGCUGCAAAUGAUUCUUCUCCGAUUGUAGACGCUGAAAAGAUCAAGAAUGCAUGCAAAGGAUUGGGCACAGAUGAGGCAGCUCUUAUAUCCAUACUAGCUCAUCGAAAUGUGACUGAAAGGAAACUUGUGAGGGUGGCUUAUGAACAAAUUUAUCAUGAAGAUCUUAUCCAACAGCUCAAAUCUGAACUUUCAGGAAGCUUUCAGAGAGGUAUUUGCAAUUGGACGAUGGAUCCAGCUGAAAGAGAUGCUGCAUUUAUUAACGAAGCAUUGAAGAAGGAAACAUUGGAUUUCAAAGUGAUUGUUGAGAUUGCUUGCACUAGAACUUCAGAAGAGUUUUUGGCUGUGAAGCGUUCAUACCAAUUCCUGUAUAAGCAUUGCCUUGAAGAAGAUGUGGCCUCCAAAACAAAUGGUGAUGUUCGCAGAUUGUUGGUUGCAGUUGUAAGCACCUACAGGUAUGAAGGAGACGAGUUUGAUGAGAGUCUGGCUCAUUUAGAAGCAAACAUUCUCCAUCAAUUAAUUGAGAAUAAGGCUUUUAACGACGAUGAAAUCGUAAGAAUUUUAUGCACAAGAAGUAAGAAGCAGCUAUUUGCGACUUUUACUACCUUCAGAAACACUUAUGGCACGACAAUUACCAAGGGGUUAUCCUCUGAUUCAAGUGAUGAAUACAUGGUAACACUGCGCACUACCAUUCGUUGCAUUAAGAACCCCAGAAGAUACUUGGCAAAGGUGUUAUGCUACGCCUUGAAUGAUUUGGUAGCUGAAGAACAUGAACUGAGCCGUGUAAUCAUCACUCGAGCAGAGAAGGAUUUAAACGAAAUCAGUGACCUUUACUUCAAGAGAAAUGGUAUCACACUUCAGAAUUCCGUGGCUAAGAAGACAUCAGGAAAUUACAAGACUUUUCUUCUUGCUCUGUUAGGAAACAAUUGGGUUUAA